Molecule: messenger RNA, 2013 nt
Organism: Ylistrum balloti
Lineage: Eukaryota; Metazoa; Mollusca; Bivalvia; Pectinida; Pectinidae
Product: solute carrier family 23 member 1-like
Exons: 12
Coding region: 1-2013 (670 amino acids)
Biological process (GO): transmembrane transport
Cellular component (GO): membrane
Molecular function (GO): transmembrane transporter activity
Source: RefSeq, a predicted model, not a curated record
AUGGCGACUGAUGGUAGCGUUGUACCUUUGUCCAUUAAGAAGCGAUUUUCACACACCGAGGGAAACACCAAUGCUGCAUUUGAAAAUUCUGAAAGUUCUCAACAAGUGUAUCCUAAUUUGGAAACAAACAAUGUCGAGAAACGAAAGUUAUCGUUUGAAUCCGGUACUAAACCUGGUGAUGAUGACAAUGGCGAUGACGUUCUUCCGGCUAUCACUAUCACAGAUGUAAAUGACGUCACGACGGAUGAAGAGAAAGAUGGCGGGCUCAUUUACAAAAUCAGUGACCCCGUACCAAUUCAUCUCACCGUUCUCUUUGCGUUACAGCAAGCCCUGUUGUCCCUGUCCACGUCACUGGCUGUGUCUCUGUUAGUGGCCCAGGUUGUGUGUGCCGAGGACAAUGAAGACUUCAAGGCCAGACUUCUUAGUUCAACCUUGUUUAUGAACGGCAUCACAACCCUCCUAAUGGUCACGUUGGGAAUAAGAUUACCGCUGUACCAGGGAGCAACACCGGAUUAUGUGGCGCCCUUACUGGCCAUGGCAGAUAUAGACAAAGACAGGUGUAACAACACACAGCCUUUCACAGUUUUCAACAACAUCACUAACAUGACAGAGACGGUGUUCCCUGAAGGUACCGAGGAAACCAUUCUACAGGCAGUCCAAGGGUUACAAGGCAGCCUAUUGGCUGCUGGUGCCAUACACUUCCUGAUAGGAGCCACGGGAUUGGUUGGAGUGCUGCUGAGAUUUAUCGGACCUAUCACCAUUGUUCCGACCAUCCUCUUGAUCGGUAUUUACAUGGUCAAGUCCAUCACAAAGUUCGCGCAGUUCCACUGGGGCAUUUCUUUGAUGACAUGUGCCAUUGCUAUUAUACUGUCGUUAUACCUCGCAAAGAGAGAGAUGCCGAUACCUGUGUACACAAGGAAAAAACGAUGUCACGUGAUCCGUUAUCCUCUACAUCAAGUGUUCGCUAUACUGAUCGCUCUAUUGGCUGGGUGGCUUCUUUGUGGUAUACUAACGGCGGCCGGGGCGUUCAGUACAGCCAGGGACAGUCAGGACUAUUAUUCUAGGACAGAUGCAAGAAUUGACGUCAUCAAUCGCGCCAGUUGGUUUUACUUUCCCUAUCCUGGUCAGUUUGGGAAAAUAAGCUUCAGCAUAUCAGCGUUUGUUGGUUUCCUCGUGGCAACGAUUGUUUCCAUAUUGGAUUCAAUAGGUGACUACUACGCAUGCGCUGCCACUUGCAAUGUUCCACCACCUCCUGCUCAAGGUGUUAAUCGCGGUAUCGCCAUUGAAGGAUUGUGUAGCGCCCUUUCAGGAGCAGUUGGGUGUGGUCACGCCACAACAACGUAUGGCGGUAACAUUGGAGCAAUAGGUUUAACGAGGGUUGGAAGCCGAUGGGUUUUCAUCACUGUUGCUAUCAUCUAUAUAGUGUUUGGACUCAUCGGGAAAAUAUCCGCUGUUUUUAUCACCAUACCGUAUCCUGUAUUAGGAGGCGUUCUCAUCGUUAUGUUUGGUGUCUUCAAUGGUGUUGUCCUGUCCAAUCUUAAGUCUGUAGAUCUGUCGUCUACUCGGAACCUCGCGAUCAUCGGAACCUCUCUUCUGGUUGGCUUGAUGAUCCCACACUGGGUGGAAGAAUACGAAAACGUCAUAAACACAGGUAAUAAAGAAGCAGAUGACGUCAUCACGAUGUUGCUAGGCAACCCAAACCUCGCUGGUGGUGUCCUCGCUUGUUUCCUUGACAACACAAUUCCAGGCUCCAGAGAAGAGCGAGGAAUCGCGGCCUGGGCUACACCAGACGAUACCAGUUCAUCCGCCACUACUGCUUCAGACUUCAGUGAGGGAUAUGAAGUUUAUAAUCCUAUUUUGUUUGAUAAGUACAGCAAUUCCAAAAUUUUACGGUUCUUGCCUUUCAUGCCGAAUCCUCUUCAGGAAAAUGCCAAGAAACAUCGCAGUUUAUCGCAUGAUUUCGGGAGAAGGCGAAGUUUGAGUGGUCCAGCCGUGUUGACAUCCACGCGAUGA